Messenger RNA from Ceraceosorus bombacis, 2335 nucleotides. Lineage: Eukaryota; Fungi; Basidiomycota; Exobasidiomycetes; Ceraceosorales; Ceraceosoraceae. The record is from the annotation of a GenBank genome assembly.
AUGUCGCAUUUCCAAGCAUUCACCACCUUGCCCUCUCGUCUUUCUUUGCUGCCGUCUUUGCUGGCGGGCAUCAUUCCACGCACACCAACGGUCCAAUGUCAGCUACUGCUCCUGCUCCUGCUCCUGCUCCUGCUCCUGCUCCUUCUGCGUCUGGGUCAGGAGCUGCUGCCAGCGCUUCAGCCAACCAAGACAAGAAGCGCAGACGACCACCCCACAGUCACACUCACAAAAGUGACAAGGACAAGGAUGCGAAGGGCAAAGGUGCAAGUGUAGCGGACAGGUCGGAGCUGUUGGAAGCUGGGCAUAGGGCAGCACCUCUAAAGGAGGAGGAGACGACGACGAAGGAAGGUAAGCAUCGAAGGGGCGAAAAGACGAGCAAGAGCAAGCAGCACGACUCGCACAACAAGCUCCCUCUCUCCAACUCGGCAGCCCCAAAGGCAGAACCGCGAGCCUUGUCUCCUCAACUCGCAUCCCAAGUGCAAUCAUUACUUCAGCCUGCAUCUGCUCCGACCAACCCGAACGCGCAAAGCGCUCCCAAUUCCAAUCACACCUCCAAAUCAAAGUCCAAAUCGAAAUCAUCGUCCAAAUCCAAGUCCAAAAGGGACAAAGAUAAGGACAAGGACAAAGAUCGCGCAUCUCGCUCCAAAGUUCCUUUACAAAAGCUAAAGGUGAUUGUUAGGAGGCUGCCACCUAAUCUUCCCGAGGAAAUCUUUUGGAAUGUGGUCAGACCUUGGGUGAGGGACUUGGAGGAUGUACAGGCUGUCAAUAGUCAGACGAGCGCAGAAGCGGGACAGAUGCACACGCCGCUGCAACAGACGAUCGAGUGGAAGCGUUUUGUCGAGGGCAAGAUCAAGGAGAGGUGAGUGCAGGCGUGCGGGCGUGCUCGAACACGUGCGAGGGUCGCAAAACACCAAAAUAGAGCGCGAAAGCGCCGUGAUCACUUGGGCCGAUUCGACAUUGGAGGAUUGCACGCUUGUACGAUUCAUUGUAGCUGACGACUGCCACUCCUUGUUCACUCUAGUCGUCAAGGCACUCUGAAUGACGCUCGCACCGUCCAACAUCGACACUCCCGCGCAUACAUUCGCUUCACUUCCCUCGAAGCCCUCAUCGAGUUUCAUCGCAAUUUCGAUGGUCACGGUUUUAGGGACUCUAAAGGUGCGCACAGGCCUCCUCUCCUUUUCUCCAAUACGCCACCAUCCACUUUGCUCCUCCUUGCUCACUUUCCGCUAAGCCGCGCUCCGUCCGAUGCACACUAGGCAACGAAUACACUGCGAUUGUGGAAUUCGCACCAAAUCAAAAAGUGCCUGGCAUGGAAAAGGCUCAAAAGGCGGACGCGAGGGUGGGAACGAUCGACGAGGGUGCGUUUUAGGAAGCUACCGAGCUGGGCGCAUUGGACCCAGUUGGCUGAAUGGAUCGCCUUCGAGUUCAUGAUUGCCUCUGCAGAUGCAACGUAUCUAGGCUUCAUUGCUGCUUUAGAGAAUCCGGAAGCGGCAGGAGCAGGUGAAGCUGCAGACAAAGAAAAUCAGCAGGGUGAGUCGCGCGUAUGUGAUGUUUCCUGUCUGCCCACGCAAUUUUCACGCAUUGCAAAUCUCCGACAGGUGCAUCGACCGUUCUGUCGGGCGAAGCCUUGCAGUCCAAAUCGUCCAGCGCCGGUGCAAACGUCAAAAAGACGACUCCGCUAUUGGAUCAUUUGCGAGCACAACAAGCCUCCGCCGCAGCAGCAGCAGCAGCUGCCGCUGCUGCCUCUUCCAAAAAGUCAAAGUCUCAAGCGCACGCUUCUUUUUCCUCUUCUGGACACGCGCCUUCGUCGAGCCAGAACAAAUUGGACACGCCGAAGGGUCCAAAGAAAUCGAAGAAGGAAGCGGCGGCACAUUCCAGCUCUAGUCCGAUACCCUCGAGCGUCGGCUCGACACCCAAGAAAGACAAAUCAAAGACGAUCAGCAAGGCACAAGCGCAGAGUCCAUCUCGAACAAAGGAUGAAACUCAACAAGCGCCACCGACGGGUCCGAAAGCUGAUGCAGGGCGUUCCAAAAAGAAGGACAAGCACGUCGCUCCGAUCACGGCUGAUGGACCUUUCGAAGCGCAAGCGACCCCGACGGGACCCAAGGCGCUCGCGGCGAAAUCUGGCAAAGCUCAGCAUGCUGCUAAACAGAAGGCACAAGGUCAAGGUGUGCCGUAUGCGCAGGGAGGAGAAAAAAAGGCAAAGAAUGGAGCGAAGGCUCAGCGUGGGCAGGAACCAGGACGCAGAGGAGGGACAUUGGACGCGGGACAAGCGCCCUCUGCGCCGAUGGGACCUCUGGCUAUUUUGAAAAGACGGACGGAAGACAAGGAAUGA